Molecule: messenger RNA, 1247 nt
Organism: Tigriopus californicus
Lineage: Eukaryota; Metazoa; Arthropoda; Copepoda; Harpacticoida; Harpacticidae
Product: abasic site processing protein HMCES-like
Exons: 3
Coding region: 191-1114 (307 amino acids)
Biological process (GO): DNA damage response
Molecular function (GO): single-stranded DNA binding
Source: RefSeq, a predicted model, not a curated record
UUGUUCCACCACAACUGACCUUCCCAGAGCUAUUGAUGCGAAUCUUUUCAAAGUGACAUUUUACUUAAGGUUCUCCUGGGCUCCCUGUCCCAAAAAGAACGGCCAAGACUUUGCUUACUCCCACAAAGGUUGGCAAAUUAUAGACCCCGGGGAAAGCCCCCAUCAUUGCAAUCCAGGUUGAUUGGGCAACAUGUGUGGUCGCACUUGUUGCACACUUUCCCCCGAAGUCAUGCCUUUCGCGUGCACCACACUCACCGGGUCUAAGACGCCGAUUUGGCGGGAAGCGCCGGAUGGCGGGAAAUAUUUUCCCGCCAAUAAUAUUCCACCUUCCCGCUACACGCCAGUUUUAUGGCGAACGGGUUCAAAUCCGAGGGAUUUGACCUUGCAGCCUAUGCUGUGGGGUUUUAUACCGCCCUGGCAUCGGGGUGAGGUACCCACGAAGCACGGUCUCACCACCAAUAAUGCCAGAUUGGAGGGUUUGGGCGAGAGUAAGCUCUAUAAAGCGGCCUUGAGUCAAAACCGUCGGUGUGUGGUAGUGGCCGAUGGAUUUUAUGAAUGGAAGAAACUGGAUGGAUCGGGGUCGAAGCAACCCUAUUUGGUGUAUGCUCCCCAGGAGAAUGGACCCAUUGAGUCUUGUCCGGAUAUACAGUUGGUAGAUGGUUGGUCUGCGGCCACGGGCUGGACUGGACCUAGACCUUUAUUCAUGGCUGGGAUCUAUUCGAUUUGGGAGAACGCUGUCGGUCAGGAGGUCUUUAGUUAUUCCAUUAUUACCAGGGAAUCCAAUGAAGUAUUCAAUUGGCUACAUCAUCGAGUCCCAGCCAUCCUAUCCAACCCGAAGGAAGUUGACCAAUGGUUGGACCCAGAGUUAAAAGGAGACGAGGCCUUAAAGGUCCUUAUUCCGUUAAUUAAAACUCAGUUAACAUGGCAUCCCGUUUCUCCGGACGUGGGCAAUGUGAGGAAUCAAUCACCCGGCCUCCAGAAGCCCGUACCUUUGGACGUGAAAGGAAAAGCCAAGGACACGAAAUCCGGUUCUGCGAGUUUGAUGUCAAACUGGUUAAAAAAGGCUGCCAAGCCUAACAAAGAUGAGCCCGAUACGAAAAAGUCCAAACCAUGAGAGAUUGUCGACUUCCUCCAUGCAAAUGGGGUCACUUGUGAUACGUGUUUUAUUCAGAAUCCUUGUUCAUUCAAAGUGUUCCAUACGACUGUUCACGCUGAUCUGAAAUGAGCAGUAAUAAACGGUCUGUAAA